This is a messenger RNA of Aegilops tauschii subsp. strangulata, 2458 nucleotides long. Lineage: Eukaryota; Viridiplantae; Streptophyta; Magnoliopsida; Poales; Poaceae. The record is from RefSeq and is a predicted model, not a curated record.
UUGGGAAGGAGAUAUGCUUUACUUUGCUUCUCUCCACUGGUGGGAAUGGGAUGCUCAAGCUGCCAACUUUUGCCCCCAUACCAUCUUAACUGCUAUGGUGGCUUGGCAUCCUUCCAUCCACAUUUAUGCUCUUCACCAGGAAUGGAAUAUGCUGCCUAAAAGUAAAGCAACAGCGCACUGAAAACCAAAGGUCCUUCCAUCCACAUCCUUUUGCCUUCUCCCUGCUGCUACAGCCAGCUACUCUGCAUUCUGCGGCUGGUGUAGGUUCACAGGCUGCGCCGGAGGACGAUCAGAGCCCUAAAAGAUUUCACUUGACCAGCAAGCUCAAUGGCGAUGGUGUUGGAUGCAUUUUCAUCCUACUUGGUUGAUCUGCUCAAGCAGGUGGUACAGGAUGAGGUGGGAACAAUGCUGGGUGUCUCCGGUGAGAUCGAUAAGUUGGGCGACAAGCUUAAGGACCUCAAGAACUUCCUAGCCGACGCCGAUCGGAGAAACAUCACCGACGAGACUGUUAAUGUCUGGGUGGGGCAGCUCAAGCGCGCCAUGUACGAAGCUGCUGACAUCCUUGACCUCUGCCAGCUCAAGGCCAUGGAGCGUGGGUCUUCCUCCACAUAUGUAGGGUGUUGCAAUCCCUUGCUCUUUUGCAUGAGAAAUCCCUUCCAUGCUCGUGAGAUCGGCACCCGCAUCAAGGCGCUCAACCAAAAGCUCGACUCCAUCAAGGAGCGGAGCGCUGCUUUCAACUUCAUCAAUCUUGGCUCCUAUGAGGGUUGUCAUAGCAGCAAUGCCCAUGCCUCUCGUCAGGGUAAUCCUAGCCGGGAGACAUCUGGGGAGCUCGACCGGUCCAGUAUGGUUGGGGACAAGAUCGAGGAAGACACAAGAGCACUGGUUACCCAGAUCACGCGCUCUGGAAAUGAGGCCAGCAACAACAGUAUGGUGGUUGCUAUCGUAGGUGUUGGUGGGAUUGGCAAGACCACCCUCGCCCAGAAGGUCUUCAACGAUGAGGCCAUCCAAGGUGACUUCAGCAAAAAGAUAUGGUUGAGCGUCAACCAGAACUUUAGCGAGGUUGAGCUGCUGAGAAGAGCCAUCAUUGAAGUCAGAGGAGACGCUCAGCCAGUUGGAAAUGCAAAGGCCACGCUUCAACGAACCCUCAAGGAAGCCUUGAUUGGCCACAAGACCUUCUUGAUAAUGGAUGAUGUUUGGAACUAUAGAGCAUGGGAGGAUGUGCUCAAAACGCCGUUAGUCAAUGCUGCUGCUCCAGGCAGCCGUGUCCUCAUCACCACUAGAGAUGAAGGUGUAGCCCGAGGGGUGUCAGCUAUAUGGCCAUACCACCACAUCGACACAUUAGCACCCGACGAUGCUUGGUUAUUGCUCAAGACGCAGGUACUCUCAAGUGAGAAAGAUGAAGACCACAUCAAUAUGCUAAAGGAUAUUGGAUUGAAAAUUAUACAGAAAUGUGGUUAUUUACCACUUGCUGUUAAUGUAAUGGGAGGACUCUUGCGUGAAAGAGGGGGCCUACGCUGUGACUGGCAGCAGGUUUUGGAUGAUUCAGAAUGGUCAACAACUAAAAUGCCUGAAGAGCUCAACUAUGCAGUAUACUUAAGCUAUGAAUAUAUGCCUUCUUACUUGAAGCAGUGCUUUUUAUACUACUCUCUUCUUCCUAAAAGUAAGGCUUUUAGUCUGGAUCAAGUUGUUGCGAUGUGGAUAAGCGAAGGAUUUAUUCAUGGACACUCUAGUAAUUUAGAAGAAUUAGGAAGAAACUACUACAAGGAGUUGGUAUCUAGGAAUCUUAUUGAGCCAGAUAAAUCAUAUUUUCAUGAUCUAUGGGUUUGCAGCAUGCAUGAUGUUGUUCGCUCAUUUGCUCAAUAUAUGACUAAAGAUGAAGCACUCAUAGCUCACGACAGAGACAAUGAUAUUGUUAGUGAACUCAGUUCACAAAAGUUUCUUCGGUUGUCCAUAGAAACUAGCCGAUCUCAAUCAGAUGAACUUGACUGGAAAUCUCUACGGGCGCAACAAUCAGUGAGAACAUUAAUCUCAACUACCCAGAUCAAGAUGAAGCCUGGUGAUUCAUUGGUUACUUUUUCAAGUUUACGGACUUUAUAUAUAAAAUCUGUAGAUGUGACUAUAUUGGUUAAAUCGUUGCAUCAACUCAAGCACCUGAGGUAUUUGGAGCUAAUAAGUACUGAUAUAUCUGUACUUCCAGAGAACAUUGGCAAGAUGAAGUUAUUGCAAUUCCUUAGACUUGACCAAUGUGUAAAUUUGGUAAAUCUUCCUGAUAGCAUUGUGAAGCUUGGCCAGCUGAGGUUUCUUGGGCUUCCCUACACAAGUAUGAUACCUAGAGGGCUCUUUUGUCUGACAAGUCUGAGGAAACUGACUGGGUUUCGAGGCCACAUGGAUGGUGAUUGGUGCAGUUUGGACGAGUUGGGUUCUCUUUCCCAACUCAGACUUCUCAGUUUACAUUAAU